CCUGAGGGCGUCGGGCAGUGCGGCAGUGUCUCUACCCAUGGCGGCCGGUAGCGGUAACAUCGGCGCCGGGGCGCCCGAGCGGCCCUACGAGCUGGUGGUGUUCGGUGCCUCGGGAUUCACCGGCCAGUUCGUGGUGGAGGAGGUGGCGCGGGCGGCCGCCAGCGGGGAACUGCGGGGCGCCCUGCGCUGGGCCGUGGCCGGGCGGAGCAGGCAGAAGCUGCAGGCGGUGCUAGAGCGGGCGGCCGAGAAGCUGGGGAAGGCGGCGGUGGGGCCGGAGGUCGGCGUGCUGCUGUGCGAUGUGGACGACGCGGCCUCGCUGGCCGCCAUGGCGAGGCAGACCCGGCUGGUGCUCAACUGCGUGGGCCCGUAUAGAUUCUUUGGGGAGCCUGUGAUAGAAGCUUGUGUUGAAAAUGGUGCAAGCCACAUUGACAUCAGUGGAGAGCCACAGUUUCUGGAAGGAAUGUACCUGAAAUACAAUGAAAAAGCUGCAGAAAAGGGAGUAUAUGUCAUUGGAAGUUGUGGCUUUGACUCUAUACCAGCUGAUAUGGGAGUGCUGUACACCAGAGACAAGUUGAAAGGUACCUUAACUGCUGUUGAAAGUUUCCUGAAGGUGAAAUCUGGGCCUGAGGGAACUUGUGUACAUGAUGGGACCUGGAAGUCAGCUGUUUAUGGUCUUGCGGAUCAAGACAACCUGAAGAAGCUUCGAAAAAAGAUAGGAUAUGCCCCUGUUCCAGUAGUUGGUGCAAAGCUUAAAAGGAGAGGGCUUGUGUUCUACAGUCGGGAAUUCAAAGAGUACUCCAUUCCAUUCAUGGGAUCUGAUGCUUCUGUUGUGAAACGGUCUCAGCGUUAUUUGCACACAGAGUUGCAGGAAACACCUGUGCAGUAUGGUGCUUAUGUGAACAUAGGUGGUCUUGGUUCUGUUAUGAAGCUGAUGUUUGCUGGCAUUUUAUUUCUUCUUCUUGUGAAGUUUAGCUUUGGAAGAAAACUUCUGACAAAAUACCCAGAAUUUUUCUCUGCUGGACACUUCACAAAGAAAGGACCAACCCAGAAACAGAUGGAUGGAACCUCUUUUACAAUUACUUUUUUUGGUGAGGGUUACAGUGAAGGGCAAGAUCCCCAGAGUGGCAAGCCAAAUGUAAAGAUCUGCACUGAAGUGAAAGGACCAGAGCCUGGCUACAUUGCUACACCAAUUGCAAUGGUUCAAGCAGCUGUGUCUCUUCUGGAAGAUGCAACUUGUCUGCCUAAACAGGGUGGUGUAUAUUCUCCAGGAGCUGCUUUCUCCAAAACAAAGCUGAUUGAUCGCCUUAACAAACGUGGUAUUGAGUUCUCUGUUAUUAGCAAGCCUGAAGUCUGAACUCAGAACAUAACUGUAUCAACUAACACCUUUCCUGAGUCUAGUUCCAAUAAAACUCAUUUGGCUGCAAAAGCCUAAUC
This is a messenger RNA of Neopsephotus bourkii (Bourke's parrot), 1434 nucleotides long. It is a transcript of the gene SCCPDH, whose product is annotated as saccharopine dehydrogenase (putative). NCBI's taxonomy places the organism in Eukaryota, Metazoa, Chordata, Aves, Psittaciformes, Psittacidae. The record is from RefSeq and is a predicted model, not a curated record. Gene Ontology annotation, biological process: glycolipid biosynthetic process. Gene Ontology annotation, cellular component: mitochondrion; plasma membrane; lipid droplet. The transcript is spliced from 12 exons. Bases 38 to 1354 code for a protein of 438 amino acids.